GACGACCUUGUGCUCUGUAUUCUCUCCAAACUCAGCUCCACCGCCAGCUGCCCUUCCGAUUUCAUCAACGUUUUGAUAACAUGUAAGAGACUGAAUGGAUUGGGUCUGCAAUCGCAAGUUUUGGCCAAAGCUUCUCCGAAGACGUUUCCGGUGAAGCCCCAGAACUGGUCGGAGUCGGCUCACCGGUAUCUCAAGAUUUUGGCCGACGCCGGCAACGUGGAGGCUUGCUAUACUCUCGGCAUGAUUCGCUUCUACUGCUUACAAAGCCGGGGCAGCGGCGCGUCCCUCAUGGCCAAGGCCGCGAUUGGAGGCUACGCGCCGGCGCUUUACUCUCUGGCUGUGAUUCAGUUCAAUGGGAGCGGGGGCUCCAAGAACGACAAGGACCUCCGUGCCGGAGUUGCUCUCUGCGCGCGUGCGGCCUUUCUCGGCCACAUCGACGCGCUCCGGGAGCUCGGGCACUGCCUCCAAGACGGCUACGGCGUCCGACAGAACAUAACGGAGGGGAGACGGUUCCUGGUGCAGGCCAACGCGCGUGAACUCGCGUCGGUUCUGGCAUCAGCCGCUGCUUCCGGAAUCCCCAUGCGGCAGCUGCUGACGUGGACGCCGCUCCCGCAUCCACAUCCGCACCCUCAUCCUCAGUUGCGUCAUCUGACCGGGUCGGGUUGCCCGUUGCUCAGCGACUUCGGGUGCAACGUGCCCGCUCCGGAGGUCCACCCGGCGAACCGGUUCUUAGGUGACUGGUUCGCGGGCCGGGCCGACGGGCUGCCCGGGCCGGGUCUGAGGCUCUGCUCGCACGUGGGAUGUGGGAGGCCCGAGACAAGGAAACACGAGUUUCGUCGGUGUUCGGUUUGUGGGGCAGUGAACUACUGCUCACGCGCCUGCCAGGCACUUGACUGGAAGCUGCGCCACAAGGCCGAGUGCGCUGCCGUGGAGAGGUGGGUAGAUGAGGACGGAGAAGGAGCGGAGGGUGACGGAGCCGUUAACGAGGGCGAUGACGUCAUGGAAGAGAGUUAA
Fragaria vesca subsp. vesca is the source of this 1014-nucleotide messenger RNA. Its product is annotated as F-box protein At1g67340-like. The annotation marks the transcript as partial. Gene Ontology annotation, molecular function: protein binding. The transcript has 3 exons. The record is from RefSeq and is a predicted model, not a curated record. NCBI's taxonomy places the organism in Eukaryota, Viridiplantae, Streptophyta, Magnoliopsida, Rosales, Rosaceae.